AUGAUGAAGGGUUAUCGUUGGGGAAUCAACGCUCACAUACUUAAGAUAUUAUACUCAACUGUCACAGAAAAGAUCGUGACGUAUGGUGCAGCUGUCUGGGCCUUACCGAUGCAAGGCAGAAAGGUGAAGCACCUGCAGAGCCUUCAAAGGCCAUUCCUGUUAAACAUAACGAGGGCUUUUAGAACGCCGCCAACCAAUGCGCUGACAGUCCUGGCAGGCCUGCUACCUCUACACAUUAGUGUUGAGAAGGAAGCAGUAUAUCAAUCCAUCAGACAGCUGGGGCAGGUAGUACAAUACGGUGAGGAAACAUUUACGGCAGACGAAAUAGAGCAGUCCCUCAAUCGCCUUGACACGCAUCCCGCGCAGCAUGGCACUGGAGUACACGUCAACUUUCGGCAGAAUCUAAGAUCCGCUAAAGCCGCAUAUACUUACUAUACAGACGGCUCCAAGAUCGAUGAAAGGGUCGGCUGCGCAUAUGUGGCAUUCCAAGGCGAUAAUAUUGUCAAUCUAUGGAAGGGGCACCUAACAGCGCAGAACAGCGUAUUCCAAAGCGAGGCCACUGCCAUCAGUAACGCAAUACAAGAUAUUAUACAUCGGGAACGCCCCUGCAGUCGUGUCAUUACGGACAGUCAGUCAACCCUGCAUGCUGUCCUCAAUCCCGCCCACAGCUCCCCAAUCAUAGAGGGUAUACAGGAAAACUUACGUCGAAACCAAGAAAUGAGAAUAACAUUGGAAUGGACGAGAGCUCAUGUCGGAAACUCCGGCAAUGAGACAGCUGAUAGAUUAGCUAAGGAAGCCGCCCAGAACAUGGAGGCCGCACAGAUAGAAAUACCGCAGCCAGUGUCCUACCUCAAACGGAAAUUGAGAGAUGCAGCUCACUUACUAUGGCAGACGGCGUGGGACAAUGCGGACACCGGCCGCCGAGCCCAUGCACUGCUGCCCAAAGUAGACUCUGAAUUCAUAAUGACACGGCCGCAAAUGGUAUACUAUAUAUUACAGGGCAUGGGCCCUUUCCUGCUUACUUUGCGAGAUUUGGAAUAUCAAACUCAGAACAAUGCAGCUGCGGUGAAUUGGGCACAGCAGAACACUAUUUGUAUCAGUGCCCGCUUACAGAAGGAAUGCACUUUCCGUACCCGCAGAACAACGAGCAGGCCUUUAGAAGGUUCCUAA
Molecule: messenger RNA, 1170 nt
Organism: Stegodyphus dumicola
Lineage: Eukaryota; Metazoa; Arthropoda; Arachnida; Araneae; Eresidae
Source: RefSeq, a predicted model, not a curated record